Messenger RNA from Zea mays, 1335 nucleotides. RefSeq lists its product as uncharacterized. The transcript is spliced from 9 exons. The coding region runs from base 16 to 1335 and encodes 439 amino acids. The record is from RefSeq and is a predicted model, not a curated record. NCBI's taxonomy places the organism in Eukaryota, Viridiplantae, Streptophyta, Magnoliopsida, Poales, Poaceae.
GUAGGAAAAGAAGUAAUGCCAAUGAAACACAGAAGACUACAAAGUCUUAACUUAGAAGCUGAGACACAGGAAAACGUGGAACAACAUGAAGAUGUCCAAGAUCCACAACCAGAGCUCACCAUUGGGUUUCCUGAGGGAGAAGCGCCAACAAGGAAUAAGUCAUUCAAAAUAAUAUGGCAAAAUGGAGUUGUUCGAGAGGUUUUUAGAAAUUUCCGAACAGCUGAAUUGUGGGAUCUGAAAGGAGGAAGAGUACUAGUUGAAACUGACAAGAAUGGCAUUCCCAAUCAGUGGUCUGAAUCCAUUCUCUCGUCAUACCUUGGUGAGCUUGCACAGAAUUCAUCAUUUGCACCAUUACACAUUCCGAGAUGGGACAACAAAUUAUUCAAAGGUCCAAAGGAACGCAUCAUCAAAGAUGUUGAGAAAAAAUUUAUCUAUAGUAGUGAGACAAAAUGGUCUACUCGAGAUUGGAUUCUUAAGACAGUGAAUAAAAGGUGGAGAGACUACAAGUCAGACUUGAAGAAACAAUACUACAAUCCAGAUAAGAGGUCUUUUGACCAGAUUGAAAAGGAUGUCCCUGAUGGUGUGAAUGAAAAUCAAUGGAGUUUUCUGUUAGGCAUAUGGUGCAGUGAAGCACAUCAGAAAUUAUGCCGGACAAAUGCGGAAUCUGGAAAGAAGCAGAGGCAUCCACACACUAGCGGUAGGAAAAGCCAUGCUAGACUUAAAAAGGAGAUGGAAGACAAGAAGAAAGGAAGCAUCACUAAAAUUGAUCUUUGGGACGAGUCUCAUAAGAAGAGGAAUGGGAACUAUGUCAAUCAAAAUGUGCAAACACUUAUGGGUAAGGCCUUCGAUGAAUUAGAGAACAGGAGAAAGGACAAGGGGACACUUUCUACUAGUGAUUAUGAUGAUGUGUUUGAGAAUGUCAUAAGAAAAGACUUGAACAUUCGUGGGUACUAUGAUGAUACGUAUUGGAGCAAUGGAACUUAUUCACAUGUUCAAUCAGAGGAGAAUAAAAUGAUUAGAAGGGACCUAGAGCUUGCUAUUUCUGGGUUUAGGAACAUUAGAGCAUUCCUAGAAAAAAAGUUUCCAGAAGAGGAAUUGCUAAGCACAAUUCUAGCUACUGGAUCUAGAAGCACCACAGUUGAUACUAAAGACAAUGAAAAUGUCUCAUUGCAAUAUGAUAAUGUAGAACGAUCCAGUUAUGAGAAAUCACCUUCACCAUACAAUGAACAGAUUUAUACUAGAGAUUAUAAUAUUGCCAAGGUGGGUUGCUCUGAUCAUUCAGUACCAAAUGACAACAUAGCUUUCAGGUUCAAAGGGAUUGAUAAGAAUUUCUAG